Messenger RNA from Capsicum annuum, 1550 nucleotides. Its product is annotated as putative casein kinase II subunit beta-4. The transcript has 5 exons. The record is from RefSeq and is a predicted model, not a curated record. NCBI's taxonomy places the organism in Eukaryota, Viridiplantae, Streptophyta, Magnoliopsida, Solanales, Solanaceae. Gene Ontology annotation, molecular function: protein kinase regulator activity. Bases 128 to 1123 code for a protein of 331 amino acids. Gene Ontology annotation, cellular component: cytoplasm; protein kinase CK2 complex.
UAUAGUUGCCAUCUCUAAAAUUUUCCCAAAAAAAAAUUAGAAGGGAGAGAGAAAAAGGCGAAGAAAUACAGAGGAGCUUUUUCUCUUGUCGUCUCUCUCAAAUGUCGACGAAACCCUAACUCCGUCUAUGCAACUCACUCUCUUCACACACACAGAGUUUCUCCUUCCGUUUAUAUGGAGUUUUGAGGUUCAUAAAUAUAUACAUAUACGUUUAUAUACGUAUUGGUUUCGGUUAAGGAGAGAGAUGUAUAGGAAUCGAGGUGGUUCAUCGAAGUCGGAGAUCGUCGGAGGACCGUUGGAUCGGAAGCGAAUCAACGAUGCGUUGGAUCAGCACUUGAAAAAAUCUGCACCUUCUACAUCUAGAGCUUUGAAGGAUAAGGCCGUUCCGUCUACCUCCGGCGGAAAACUGCAUCAUCAGCACCAGCAGCAUAUUGAUCACCGUGAUACUCGCUCUUCAUCUAGUCUCGCCACGAAGAACAAGUGCUCAGAUGAUGAAUCUGAAACAGACAGUGAAGAGUCUGAUGUUAGUGGUUCUGAUGGGGAAGAUACAUCAUGGAUUUCUUGGUUUUGUAACCUGCGUGGAAAUGAGUUCUUCUGUGAAGUAGAUGACGAAUACAUUCAAGAUGAUUUUAAUCUCUGUGGAUUGAGCAGUCAAGUGCCAUACUAUGACUAUGCACUUGACCUUAUCCUUGACGUUGAAUCCACUCAUGGUGAUACGUUCACCGAGGAACAAAAUGAAUUGGUUGAGUCGGCGGCAGAGAUGUUGUAUGGUUUGAUCCAUGUCCGGUACAUUUUGACUAGCAAAGGAAUGGCUGCAAUGUUGGAGAAGUACAAGAACUAUGACUUUGGGAGAUGUCCACGAGUUUAUUGCUGUGGACAGCCUUGCCUUCCACUUGGUCAGUCUGAUAUUCCACGUUUAAGUACAGUAAAAAUAUACUGUCCCAAAUGUGAGGAUAUCUAUUACCCCCGAUCAAAGUACCAAGGCAAUAUCGAUGGAGCUUAUUUUGGAACAACGUAUCCACACCUCUUUUUGAUGACUUAUGGACACCUCAAGCCACAAAAACCAACCCAAAAUUAUGUUCCCAGGGUAUUUGGUUUCAAGCUCCACAAAACUCGACAGUGAAGUCCAUUGUGAUAUCGUGAAGAUAUUACAUUUUUCUGCCACCAAUGGUUCUUACCUGGCAAUGAUGUACAACUCGUCGUGGUAGAGCACAGGUACGGGCAGGAGGAGUUCGAGAUAUGACAAACUUUGAUUCAUUGAUCAAGAAGAAAUUAUGGCCAAUCUGUCAAGUGAAAUUCAUCUUCAAAAUUUAAUCAUGAAAUACAAGAGCAUCUGUAAGCUUUAUUUGUUUUCAAGGUAGCUGGAGAAUUCUUUUGGUGCGAAUGCUACCAUUUCCAGCGGAGGCACUCAUCUGGAGUUUAGAGGUUUUUCUCCUUUUUGUAGGACCAUUUCCAGAUGCAAUGUCGCAUGGCAGUACGAAGUAUAUUCGAAUUUGAUAUAGUGAUGAUAAUAUAAUGAUGAUAAGAAAAAGAUAUAUAAUUGUGAUCGA